Aegilops tauschii subsp. strangulata is the source of this 2246-nucleotide messenger RNA. RefSeq lists its product as uncharacterized. The record is from RefSeq and is a predicted model, not a curated record. Lineage: Eukaryota; Viridiplantae; Streptophyta; Magnoliopsida; Poales; Poaceae.
AAUGAAAAGAAAAGGUGGGCCACAUAGCAAGGAAUGUGAGAAACCUGCCAAGAUGGUUAAGACCAAUCAAAUAUGCAAUCCAACAAGACAAUCAACAAAAAUGGCAAGAUUAGAAAGGAGAAUCAAACUUCAAGCAAAGAAAAUGAGACAGACUUCGAUCAUAAAUGGAGAAGUGCCAGGCCGUGCAACUAUACUAGAAGAACAACUUCUGAUCCAUGUGAAGGACAAAGCUAAAGAGGCAAGAUUGUAUAGGAAAAGAAAAAUACAAAGCAAGAGGGUUGCAGAACCAGCGACAGAAAAUGAAGUAAUGAUCGACGAGGCUGGUAAGACUACAAGGACUAAAAGUAACAAAAGGUGUACUACAUCAAAGUCAAGGAGAAACAAAAAAACACCAGAUAUAAACUUGAACAGGACAUCGGAAAGGACUGAUAUGGAAAUUUGGAACUUCGGAGAACCAAGCUGCAAGUGUGAACGAUGUGGUGCAAUUUUCUGGUACGAAGAAAGAACUUCAGGUAGAGCGAGAAGGAUGCCAUCUUUCGGACUAUGUUGCCAACAGGGCAAGGUCGAUUUGCCACCAUUCAGAGAGCCGCCGGCUUACCUUACGAAAUUGCUAAGGAAAGACAACAGAAAGAGGUCAAAAAACUACAUGCAAAAUAUCAGAUUGUACAACUCCAUGUUCGCUUUCACGACAAUGGGAGGAAAGGUAGACACAGAAAUAAACAAUGGCGGUGGUCCUUAUGUUUUUAGAAUGAAUGGGCAAAACUACCACAGAAUAGGUAAUCUACUACCUGAAGGUGAAGAUAAACCACGCUGGGCACAGUUGUAUAUCUAUGACACCGAAAAUGAGGUAAAAAACAGGAUUAAUGCGUCAACAUCAGAAGAUAAAAGGGAGUCAAUAGAUCCUCACAUCGUCGAGGGCCUUAAAAAUAUGCUGGAUAGAGAUAAUAUACUUGCAAAAAAAUUCAGAAUGGCAAGGGACAGAUUCGAAGAAGGUGACUAUCACAACGUGAGAUUAAAACUAAUCAAUAAGCGACGCACAGAUGGAAGACGGAAUGACAUGCCAUCUGCAACUGAAGUUGCAGCCUUGAUUGUGAAUGAUACGGCAGAAAAUAGAAAAGGACGGGAUAUCAUUGUUCAGUACAGAGACACAAAGCCGAGAAGAAUAUCACAGAAGCAUCCAAAAUUCAUGGCUAUGCAGUAUCCACUAUUGUUCCCCUAUGGAGAAGAUGGGUACAGAGAAAAUAUACCCUACAUAUUAAAAGAAGGUGCAAAAUGCAAGAGAAAGCAUGUAACAAUGCUGGAAUACUAUGCGUAUCGUAUACAACAACGUACUAACCAAUCGAUGCACUUGCUGAUGUGUGAAAAGCUUACAUUGCAGUUCAUUGUGGAUGCCCUUGCAUGCAUUUUGCAGUAUAGGCUAGACUGGAUCAAAACACAUCAAGGAAACCUAAGAACGGAAUUAUAUGCUGGCUUGCAGGACACAAUAGAUAGAGGAGAUACAAGGGCUGACCAAGUAGGAAAGAGGAUACUACUGCCAUCCACCUUCACAGAUAGCCCUAGAUACAAAGCACAAAACUUCCAAGAUGCUAUGGCAAUAUGUCGGUGGGCUGGAUACCCAGACCUAUUUGUGACAUUCACGUGCAACACAGCUUGGCCGGAGAUUCAAGCUAUGCUACAGGAAGUAGGCCAAACAGCAUAUGAAAGACCUGAUAUUGUUGAUCGAGUGUUCCACAUAAAGCUCAAGGAGUUCAUGAGAGACAUAAGAGAAAGGGGAUACUUUGGAAAAACACUUGCAAUUAUAUACACAAUAGAGUUCCAAAAAAGGGGCCUCCCACAUGCCCACAUAGUCAUAUUCCUCGACAAAAAAGAAAAGUCACCAUGCAUGACGUUGUGCAGAGAUCCCAGACAAGGACAUUGAUCCAGAAGGAUAUGCAGCUGUUGAAAACUACAUGAUACAUGGGCCAUGUGAUGCAGCCAACACAAAGUCACCAUGCAUGGUCGAUAACAGAUGUAUAAGAAAGUUCCCAAAAUUAUAUAACAGCAAUACCACCGUCGAUGAAGAUGGAUACCCAGUAUAUAGAAGACGAGACAAUGGAAGAUACAUACAGAAAGGGAAAGUAAAGUUGGACAACAGAUACGUAGUCCCAUACAAUAGAAAUAUACUGGUCAAAUAUCAAGCACACAUAAAUGUCGAGGCGUGCAACAGAUCUCUAUCAAUAAAAUACCUUUUUAAAUACAUAAAGAAA